CCGAAGAGCACGACGACGCGACACCGGAGGAGCAGCACAAGGAAUUCAUGGCCAAGCUCAUGACCAGGUUGGUUUACACUUGUAACCACCUGCAGUUCGAGCUGGCGAACCUCCAGCGGGCCGUGCGGAACCACAAGGCUCAGCACGAGGAUGCAGCACGGGCACUUGAUUACCGUGUACAGGACUUGGAGCAAACUGCACCAAGACCGGAGGCUGGCGAGUCCAGCAGUGCACCCUCUGCCCGCCAAUUGGAGGAACGCGUCGACCACGUAGUAGCAAUGCUAGGUGACAUCAGCACCUUUGCGGCACCAGUCACCAUCAGCCAGCAGCUGGACACACUGAAGACCGAGAUCAGGCAGCGACAUCAGCCGCCCGACAAUGAUCGCAGCACCAACACCAGCACGGCGAAGCACUACAAGAUGCCGACGUUCCGGAUCGAGAAGUUCGAUGAUUACACACAUCAAGACCCGGUCGUCUGGUGGCAAAGAUUCACAAUGGAGUUGGGGAUUCAUGAGGUCCCCGAACAUUUGUUCAUCGGCGCGUUGUUCCUUAACGCCAAGGGAGGAUGCCAGAUCUGGCUCAGCCAUAUGGCAACCAUCCACGGCGUCCAGGUCUUCGACCUACACAAGAAGGUCUCCUGGGAGGAGCUGACAAAAGAAUGGAAGAAGCGGUUUAUCGUUGACGACGCCCCGGCGCUCGCCAUCAACCGCAUCUUCACGAUGGCUCAAGGAAACACAGUGACACGUGAUUGGCUCACGGAUUGGCAGAAGAUCGUGGCGACGCCCGAUCUGGACUUGCCAUUCCCGCAUCUACGCCGGGAGUUCUACAACCGGUCAUGCGCCGCUUUGAGCCUCGCGCUUGGUGAUCGUGAGCAGUACAACACCUUCGCCGAAAUCAUCAACAAGGCGAGGGAGAUCAUCAAGACAAACAAGGAAGUUGCACACGAUAAGUCAACGUGGCAGCCAACCUAUGUGGAGAAGGUGAAAACUGGUCCGUGGCCGCAGCAUGUUCAUAAUCCUUGAAGGUAGAGGCUCAGGCCCCAGAGCCGG
Messenger RNA from Chara braunii, 1049 nucleotides. The record is from the annotation of a GenBank genome assembly. NCBI's taxonomy places the organism in Eukaryota, Viridiplantae, Streptophyta, Charophyceae, Charales, Characeae.